AAUGAAAUAAAUACAGGGUUAAUACCAAAUUCCUCUGAUAGAAUAAUAAGCAAAUAUAUCUGUUAUUAUGAAUUCCUUCAUUGUGUGCACUGUGCAAUAAUUAUUGAUGUUACACCAACUAUAAGUUAGAAAUUAAAAGGUCCAUUUGAAGCAACAUGGCGCUCGUUUGUUCAAUCUGCCACGAGGUACCUGAGCACCCAGUUUUGUCGACGGUGUCAAACCAUGUCUUUGAGCGUCGACUCAUUGAGAAGUUCAUCGCAGAGAAUGGCGUUGAUCCAAUCAACGGGGAGGUGCUGUCAGAGGACCAGCUGGUGGAUAUCAAAGUGAGCCCCUUGGUCAAGCCACGCCCCCCGACAGCCACCAGCAUCCCUGCCAUCUUGAAGUUACUGCAGGAUGAGUGGGAUGCUUGCAUGCUGCACAGCUUCACCUUGCGCCAGCAGUUGCAGACGGCUCGGCAGGAGCUGUCCCACGCCCUGUACCAGCACGACGCGGCCUGCCGUGUCAUUGCAAGACUCACCAAGGAGGUCACUGCUGCACGUGAAGCCUUGGCUACUUUGAAGCCCCAGGCUGCCCCAGGCAUGGUCCCCGCCCAGAUUGCUGCCCUACCUGCAGGUGCCGCCCAGGGCGUGGUCAGACAUGAACCCAUGGAGGCUGCUGAGCCUGGGCCAGCAGCAAUGACUGAGGACAUUAUACAGAAGCUACAAGAGAAGGCCAACCUGUUGACUGCAGAGCGUAAACGUCGUGGCAAGAAAGUUCCUGACGAGCUCAUGCCGCCAGAUGACAUCAGGUCCUUCAGAACCCUGUCCUCCCAUCCUGGUCUGCAUAGCGCCAGUGUGCCAGGUAUUUUGUCCAUGGAUCUCCAGGCCACAGAUACAUCUAAGGUGUUGACAGGUGGUGCUGAUAAGUCAGUUGUUGUUUUCAACAAGGACACGGAGCAGGUGACUGCCGUCAUGAAAGGUCACAGCAAGAAGGUCACCAAUGUCAUCUAUCACCCCACAGAGGAAAUUGUGUUCAGCUCCUCCCCGGACACCACCAUCCGCAUCUGGUUCGUUGGCAAUGCUUCCUGCCAGCAAGUCAUCCGUGCCCACAAUGCACCGGUCACCGGGCUGAGUCUCCACGCUACGGGCGACUACCUACUGAGUUGCUCCGAGGAUCAGCACUGGGCGUUCUCCGACAUCGCAAGCGGUCGCGUGCUGACUAAGGUUACUGAUGAUUCCAUUGGGCAUGCUCUGACAUGCGCCCAGUUCCAUCCUGAUGGUCUGAUCUUCGGCACGGGUACCGGCAGCAGCAUCAUCAAAAUCUGGGAUUUGAAAGAAGGGACCAACGUGGCCAACUUCCCUGGCCACUCUGGACCCAUCACCGCUCUGGCAUUCUCUGAGAAUGGUUACUACCUGGCAACGGCUGCUGACGACGCGGUGGUCAAGCUGUGGGAUUUACGCAAGCUGAAGAACUUCAAGAAUAUCACCCUGGACGAUAGAUACGAGGUGAAGUCACUGUCCUUUGACCAGAGUGGAACCUAUUUGGCUGUGGCAGGCACAGACCUGAGAGUCUACCUCUGUAAGCAGUGGCAGGAACUCAAGGUCUUCUCGGAUCACACUGACAUGACUACCGGGGUUCGAUUUGGUCAGCAUACUACGUUCCUAUCCUCCGUCAGUAUGGAUCGUAGUCUCAAGUUCUAUGGACUCUGAUCGGUAACUCUCUCCUACCUUGAUGUUGGUUUGGUCUGCAGCUUUUGGUGACAAAACUUGACGGUAUCAUGGUUACUCAACAUUGAGUAGUUAUCAAACUUUGAAGUUGUAUCUUUUUUUUCUGCAAGAGGCCAUCAGAAAUGAUCAGUUUAACCCUGUUAAUCAGAGAUGGGGUGGAUAAUUUUUUCCUGCUUCAGCAGAAAAAAUAACACAACUCCAAGUUUGAGUGGAAAUCAACAGAUGUGAAAGCCCGAUAGAGUACCGAAGUGUGACGUCAGCUGUCGUUGUUCUGGCUCACGAUGGUUUGCGCGCUGAUGUCUUCAUACAGUUAAGCUGUGCGCGUGGAACACAAUACGCGGCACA
Messenger RNA from Patiria miniata (bat star), 2051 nucleotides. Its product is annotated as pre-mRNA-processing factor 19-like. Gene Ontology annotation, molecular function: protein binding; ubiquitin protein ligase activity. The coding region runs from base 156 to 1688 and encodes 510 amino acids. Gene Ontology annotation, cellular component: Prp19 complex; U2-type catalytic step 1 spliceosome; cytoplasm. Gene Ontology annotation, biological process: protein ubiquitination; mRNA splicing, via spliceosome; DNA repair. NCBI's taxonomy places the organism in Eukaryota, Metazoa, Echinodermata, Asteroidea, Valvatida, Asterinidae. The transcript has 11 exons. The record is from RefSeq and is a predicted model, not a curated record.